GACAACGGAUGUUGACACGCAGGAGGGAAGCUGGCGUGAUGCUAACAACGUGCUAAAUCGACCCCCUUGUCAGCAGCAUAGUAAUUCGAGGCGUAAGGAUGACAAAAAUGAAGACAUCCGGAUUCAAAUGUUUAUACGGUAACCAAACAAAAGGAGAGAGAGAGAGAGAUCGGGAGGAGCGGCCGUGUGUGAACUAUAAGUGCGGCCUUCUCAACACGAUCCAGGACGUCCUGAGACAACGGCCAGGUUGGACUGAAGUCAAGGAGUAAGUGUUGAGAAGGAGAGUGGGACUUCAACUGGUGCGACGUCGCCUGGCUGAGAGAGAACUUUGACAAUACUUACAUGGAGGAGCAUGUGAGGAUUUGUCACUUCCGCAACCAUUACGAGCUGACGCGCAAGAACUUCAUGGUGAAGAACCUGAAAAGGUAUCGCAAACACCUGGAGCGCGAAGCGGGCCGGGGCGAGGCGGCCAGGUGUGACUUCUUCCCGCAGACCUUCGAGCUGCCCGGCGAGUAUCACCUGUUUGUGGAGGAGUUCAAACGCAGUGCAGGCAGCACCUGGAUCAUGAAGCCGGUAGCAAGAUCUCAAGGAAAGGGUAUCUUUCUGUUCCGGAAACUCAAAGACAUCACGGACUGGAAAAAGGAUGGCACGCGCUCGGAGGAACAGAAGAACGACGUGCAUGUGGAGAGCUACGUGGCUCAACGCUACAUCGAGAACCCCUACCUCAUCAGCGGCAGGAAGUUUGAUCUGAGGGUCUAUGUGAUGGUGACAUCAUACAUUCCAUUGAAAGCCUGGCUGUAUCGGGACGGCUUUGCACGGUUCUCCAACACGCGGUUCUCUCUGAGCAGCAUCGACGAUCAGUAUGUGCAUCUCACGAACGUGGCUGUUCAAAAGACGGCGCCCGACUACGACCCCGAAAAGGGCUGUAAGUGGCAGAUCCAGCAGCUCCGCAGAUACCUGACGGCCAAGCACAGCCGAGAGACGGUGGAGACGCUGUUCAAGGAGAUCGACAACAUCUUCAUCCGCAGCCUGCUGAGCGUACAGAAGGUCAUCAUCAACGACAAGCACUGCUUUGAGCUCUACGGCUACGACAUCCUACUGGAUGACUGCCUGAAACCGUGGCUGAUCGAGGUCAACGCCUCCCCGUCGCUCACGGCCAGCAGCCAGGAGGACUACGAGAUGAAGUGUCGGGUGCUGGAGGACACGCUCCACGUCGUGGACAUGGAGGCAAGGCUGACAGGCAGGGAGAAGAGAGUGGGCGGCUACGACCUGAUGUGGAACGACGGGCCCGUGUAUAGAGAGGACGCCGGCCCCGAGACGCUCAGCAGCUCUUGUUUCACCGCCAACACCCACUUAGGGUGUGUGAACGACAGGAAGAGGCAGCUGCAGCAGAUGUUUAAGCCACUUCCCGGUCAUAAGAGGAUAUGAUUGUCAAGUAACCAAUGUUGUGUUUUGUUUUGUAUUCAUUUCCUUGCAGAGUAACAGAAGUACC
Messenger RNA from Gadus macrocephalus (Pacific cod), 1492 nucleotides. It is a transcript of the gene ttll9, whose product is annotated as tubulin tyrosine ligase-like family, member 9. Gene Ontology annotation, cellular component: cilium. The record is from RefSeq and is a predicted model, not a curated record. The coding region runs from base 343 to 1428 and encodes 361 amino acids. The transcript is spliced from 14 exons. Lineage: Eukaryota; Metazoa; Chordata; Actinopteri; Gadiformes; Gadidae. Gene Ontology annotation, molecular function: tubulin-glutamic acid ligase activity; tubulin binding. Gene Ontology annotation, biological process: microtubule cytoskeleton organization; protein polyglutamylation.